AUGACAUCCAACGAGUACACUUAUUAUUCAGUACAUGACGUUCUCCGUAGCUAUGGUCUUCCAGCGGGACUGUUUCCAAACAACGUCAAAUCCUAUACCUUAGAUGAAACUGGCUUUUUAGAGGUCCAAAUGCAUCACCCUUGUCUAGCUCAAUAUGAAACAAGAGUGUUCUUCAACAGUGUGGUAAGAACUAAUUUGAGUUUUGGACAACUGAUAGUAUUUGAAGGCAUGUACCAAGAAGAGCUUUUCAUUUGGCUACCAGUUAAGGGCUUCAUAGUCACAGAUCCAUCAUCAGGUCUCAUUAUCAUUGAUAUUGGUCUUGCCUAUAAACACCUCUCUUUAUCUGAUUUUGAUAACCCUCCAUCUUGCAUAUAUCAAGGUACACUUCAAAUUGGUGGAAGGAAGGAACUUGCUUCCGAAUACGAGAGAAGUUUGUCUAUGUAA
Messenger RNA from Arachis ipaensis, 444 nucleotides. Lineage: Eukaryota; Viridiplantae; Streptophyta; Magnoliopsida; Fabales; Fabaceae. The record is from RefSeq and is a predicted model, not a curated record.